Molecule: messenger RNA, 3015 nt
Organism: Echinops telfairi (small Madagascar hedgehog)
Lineage: Eukaryota; Metazoa; Chordata; Mammalia; Afrosoricida; Tenrecidae
Gene: SEPHS1
Product: selenophosphate synthetase 1
Exons: 8
Coding region: 178-1356 (392 amino acids)
Biological process (GO): L-selenocysteine biosynthetic process
Cellular component (GO): cytoplasm
Molecular function (GO): ATP binding; selenide, water dikinase activity
Source: RefSeq, a predicted model, not a curated record
UCAGUGGUUGCCGCCCUUGUCACACGCACUGUCUUCAGCCGCUUCUUGGCAGGUACUGGCGUUCUUGUCAUGAUGUCUUUCUGUUUUGGUGACACUUAGGUGGACCAGGGAAGAAACCAGCGGACUAGGAGAGGGAGGGAAAGAAGCUAAGCUGGGAGGCGUGUGCACCCCAGAACCAUGUCUGUGCGGGAGUCCUUUAACCCGGAAACUUACGAAUUGGACAAAGGCUUCCGGCUAACCAGAUUCACCGAACUGAAGGGCACAGGCUGCAAAGUGCCCCAAGAUGUCUUGCAGAAACUUCUGGAAUCCUUACAAGAGAACCACUUCCAAGAAGAUGAACAGUUUCUGGGGGCAGUGAUGCCUAGGCUGGGCAUUGGGAUGGAUACUUGUGUCAUUCCUCUGCGGCACGGGGGUCUGUCCUUGGUUCAGACCACGGAUUAUAUUUACCCUAUCGUCGACGACCCUUACAUGAUGGGCAGGAUAGCGUGUGCCAACGUCCUCAGCGAUCUGUACGCAAUGGGGGUCACCGAGUGCGACAACAUGCUGAUGCUGCUCGGGAUCAGUAACAAAAUGACUGACAGGGAAAGGGAUAAAGUGAUGCCCCUAAUUAUACAGGGUUUCAAAGAUGCAGCAGAGGAAGCAGGGACAUCUGUGACGGGCGGCCAAACAGUGUUAAACCCCUGGAUUGUCCUGGGAGGAGUCGCUACCACCGUCUGCCAGCCCAACGAAUUCAUCAUGCCGGAUAAUGCCGUGCCCGGAGAUGUGCUUGUGUUGACGAAGCCCCUGGGGACGCAGGUGGCGGUCGCGGUGCACCAGUGGCUGGAUAUUCCUGAGAAAUGGAACAAAAUUAAACUAGUGGUUACCCAAGAAGAUGUGGAGUUGGCAUACCAAGAGGCAAUGAUGAACAUGGCAAGGCUCAACAGGACAGCUGCAGGACUCAUGCACACGUUCAACGCUCAUGCAGCCACCGACAUCACCGGCUUUGGGAUUUUGGGCCAUGCACAGAACCUGGCCAAGCAGCAGAGGAACGAAGUUUCAUUUGUGAUCCACAACCUCCCUGUCCUGGCCAAGAUGGCGGCCGUGAGCAAGGCCUGUGGGAACAUGUUUGGCCUCAUGCACGGGACCUGCCCGGAGACAUCAGGAGGCCUCCUGAUCUGCCUGCCCCGGGAGCAAGCCGCUCGGUUCUGUGCAGAGAUCAAGUCCCCCAAAUAUGGGGAAGGGCACCAGGCAUGGAUUAUUGGGAUUGUAGAGAAGGGCAACCGCACGGCCAGGAUCAUAGACAAACCCCGGAUCAUUGAAGUCGCCCCGCAGGUGGCCACACAGAACGUGAACCCCACGCCCGGUGCCACCUCCUAAUUCAGACAUCAAGCACGAUUUGCUUUUGUUUUUAAAUAGCGUUAUUCCUUUAUCACCACUUCAAUUAAAGACUGUAAACGACAACAAUCUCAUUGUGUCUACACAGCUGGUGACCUUAGGCCGAUUUGUGAGCGGAUGCAGUUACUAAAAUAAAGUCCAUGGCCUUCUUCCUGUUACAUUAGCUGGAGAUGCAGCUGGGCCGAGAAUUAUAUUGUUAUCCAAUACUGUUGAUUCAUUUUGAAUCUUUCGACACUUGCCGCAUAGGCUCUUUUUAAAGGUGCUUCCACAUAGCACAGGCAUUACCAAGCGUAGUGUCAACUAGCAGUUUGUGUCUUUUCACGUUGUGUAUAUUUAUCAUCCGAAGUCUGGCUUUUUUUUUUUUUUUUAACUGUCUGGAAGGAUAUUCUGGGAAGACAGCAUUGGUAAGCAACACAAUGGUAUCCCGGUGGUAAGAGGGCUGCAUGAGUCCUUUCAGUCUGUGAUCUGUAAAGCCUAGACUUUAAUCAUUCAAAAGCAUCUCUCUGAGCCGGGGCGAGACGCACCAGUGCAUCAGUCCGCCCGGCCAGUGUUUCGCUGCAUGGGAAGCACUGGGAAGACCACACACGAAAUUGUGCUGCUUUUUCUGUAGCCUUCCUGAUACGUAACAGUAAUAUCAUGAACCGUUUUCUUUACUGAUAGGGAAACAAAAGGAUACUUUUUGCAAUGUAAUUAGAUGUUCUAUAGUACAACAAGGAAUUUGCCUCCCAAAAGGGAGCAUGUGUAUAAUACUCAUUCACAAUCCAAAAUAUAAUUAACUACACGAAUCAUUUUAAAAUUUAAUCCAUAAUAAAGACUGUUCUGUGGAUGGUAGUGUUUAAUACAUUUUAUAUUUUGUAUAGUGAUUUCAGGCCCUUGAUUUUUUUAAACAGCCGACUGCAACUUAGCCGUCAUCUGAGCAUUAUCUCGUCCUUUGCACCACCCCUUUUCUUUCCUUUUUCUUUUUGUGCACGCUUUUUUGGUGAUAUGUGUUAAAAAUCUGCAUUGCCAACAUUUGCAGUUCAACCUUGUUAUUCAAAUAAAUAUUUAAUUUUUUUUAUUGCUCUUGUAUAAUCAGAUGCCCCCUUUUUAGUAUUAUUUUAGAAGCGUCGGGAGGGUUUUGCCUAAAGUACAAUUUAUUGGGGAAGCUAGAUUUUAGUUUUAUAAAACUUUUAAGUCUUUCUUGGGACCUAUAUUUUCUUGAAUUAAAUUUUGUAGCUCUAGAAUAGGCGAUCGAAGAAGGUGUUUAUCUGUGUUACUUAAAAAAACAGAGGCUUCCUUAUAUUUCCACCUGCUAAGCACAAGUGCACUGGCUCCCCAGUGCGUCUGCAGCAGAGAAAAAGCACCAUGUCUACAAAGCUCCGAAUGCUUCCUGCGCCCAGGCAGCUCCGGAGCCCCGUCGCCGCCCCUUGGAAGAUGGAGCUCCUGGAAGAGGCUUUAACUGGGACGCCCCACCUUUGCGAAGCCUGCGCAGACUUUACAACACACGUGUAACUGCGACUCAAGCCAUACAUACCUACACACACAAGAGGCUGCUACGGAACUGAAACUCGUUGGACAUUUUAUAGGAAUUUAUACGGUUGUUGAUCCUCCAAAGCUACAACCCAGUGGUCUGCAAAAUAAAAAUGUGUUGGAAACCUCUGA